AUGAAGGAUGAUAUCCAAGAUUGGUUGCGUUCUUGCCCACAGUGUCAGUUGGCUGCUAAUGCUGAUCGUGGUAAACAUCAUGCACCUAUGCGUCCUUUGGAUGUCCCUGCUGUUUUUUCUCGAUGGCAUCUCGACUUCAUUGGCGAGUUACCUACCACCAUGAAAGGCAACAAGUGGAUUCUGGUUGCUGUUGAUUAUGCCACCAAUUGGACAAUCGCUCGUGCUGUUCCUUUUGCUACUGGUCAAGCCAUUGCAGACUUUGUAUUCGAAGAAAUCACUAUGCAAUUUGGUUGUCCCGAGGAAAUCCUCACUGAUCGUGGUGCCAAUUUCGCAUCUCAAGUCCUCAACUUUUACCUUGGUCGUGCAAAGAUCCAUCACAAGUAUACGUCCGCAUUCCACCCUCGUACCAAUGGCAAGGCAGAACGUACCAAUGGCAUUCUCAAGCAAAUGAUACGCAAGUAUACGAAUGGAGCCAUCUAUCGCUGGGAUGACUUUUUGGAGCCAUCAGUGUUUGCAUGCAAUAUUCGCAAUCAUCGUACAACAAAUGUCAGCCCCUACUUUAUGGUUUAUGGUGUUGAACCACGUUUGCCUGGUGACAUCUUACGCCCAAUGGUAUUGCAAGAACCAACUGAGGAGCCCACAGAAAUCUUUGACAAUCGCAAACCAUCAUUGCUACGUUUACAUGAAGCCCGUGCCACUGCCGCUGAAAGAUUGCGUGCAAAUGCUCAACGUGACAAGGCCAUUUGGGAUGCUAUCAUGGUUCAUCAAGUAUUUAACGUUGGCGAUCUUGUAUUGAUGCGACAUGAAAACAAGUUGAGUCUCGAGUACAACUGGAAAGGACCCUAUACUAUCAUCAAGCGCAAUCUCGAUUCGGAUACCUAUCAGAUCAAGGAUAUGAAUAAUCAAGUUUAUGGCUCUUGGGUCCAUACUGAUCGAUUACGUCCACUUCAUGCAAAACGCCCACCCACCACCCCUUGGUAUGAUCCCGUUGUUGCUCGCAAGAUUGAUCGCCCGGCUACAUCAUUGGUCGAGGUCGACCAACAUUCUGGGAGGGAGGUAAGGUCGCAGCAACAUACCUGA
Molecule: messenger RNA, 1080 nt
Organism: Lichtheimia ornata
Lineage: Eukaryota; Fungi; Mucoromycota; Mucoromycetes; Mucorales; Lichtheimiaceae
Exons: 1
Coding region: 1-1080 (359 amino acids)
Biological process (GO): DNA integration
Molecular function (GO): nucleic acid binding
Source: RefSeq, a predicted model, not a curated record